AUGCAAUGUAAUUAAAAAUGUUCUGCUUAACCAGGUUAAACAUUAAUAGAUCUAGCUAUACUCAAUAAUUGUAAUGUUUGGAGACUCAAGAAAGUAAAUAAAUUAGAUCAUUGUCAUUUGAUUCCUGGUUAAGAAGUGUUAUUAUAAUAUGAUAAUAAGCGUAUUUUAUAACGCGAUUUACUAAAAUCAGUAAACAUUUCAAUUCCUAUCCUCUAUAUGUGGGAUAGAGACCAUAUAUAGGGAAAUUUAUAAAUUUGUUAUGAUUAUUUGAUAUUCACAGUCAAUUCUAAGAAAUUGAGUAAAGAGCAUAAAGGUAAGGAAGAUCAUUUAAAUUUUUCUAUAUAUGUAAAAGAGAUUUACAAAAUAAUAUUCAAUCCUAUUGCUGAAUUAAUGUAAAUAGUUAUAUGGGGUAUCUGUGGUAACAAAGUACCUGAGAAUCAUAAGAAACUUCUAAUUGAAUUAAAAGCUAUAAAAGGAGAAACUAAAGCAGUCAAAGCAUUUAUUAGAGAAUUAUGGUAAAUGAAAGGUAAGAGUAAAAGAAUGAUAACAAUGGAGGCAUUUACAUAUUUAAUAUAAUAACUGUAAUAUGAACAUGAACAAUAUACUGGAGACUCAUUUAAUAUAAGAGUGAAAAAAGGAGAGACAAAUUUAGAGUGUUUAAGUAGUGUUUAUAAUUUCAAUUUUGUUGAAAUAAAUGAAAAAAAUGGGUCAAUGGAAGUUUGUAAAGCUAGAUAAUAAUAAUAAACAAAAGAGUAGGCUAAAGUAAGUUUGAAUGAGGAGAGUAGAAUAAUUUCUAUGAAAUAAGUAUUAGAAAUAGCUGAUUGUAUGCCAUCUUAUUUAUAAACAAAGCCAUGGUUUUUAUUAUUUUCAAUAAAUAGACAUGGUAAAAGAAUGUUAUUAUGUAGGUAGUUCUUAUUAAGAAUUUUUAAGGAGAACUGAAUAUGCUGGUCCUCAUGUAAUACUUAUAAAGGAUUCAGGUAAGAAAGUAUUUGGAGGAUUCUUAUUGAGUUCUUGGAGACUAUCUAAAAAUGAAUUUUUUGGAUAAGGAGAAUCUUUUUUGUUUAUUUGUCUAUAUAAUCAUACUAGAAUAUUCAAAGGAACUUAAAAAAAUAGAUGUUUUUAGAUGGCUGAUGAGACUGGAUUUAGUAUUGGAGCAGGAGAUAAGUAAGAUAAUUUAUAAUAUUAUCAUAGAUAUGGUUUAUUUGUAAGUAGUUCAUUUAGUAAAGGAGAAUCAAAUCCAAGUGAAACUUUUGAUAAUGAAGUUUUAUCAAGUGAAGUUAAUUUCUAAAUCUAAGAAUUAGAGGUUUGGGGAUUAGAUGAAGAAGCAGUGCAUUAGAUAAAAUUUUAAGACUAGAAAAGAUCAUUAUUUACAAAAUGA
This is a messenger RNA of Paramecium pentaurelia, 1378 nucleotides long. The record is from the annotation of a GenBank genome assembly. Lineage: Eukaryota; Ciliophora; Oligohymenophorea; Peniculida; Parameciidae.